Messenger RNA from Lacerta agilis (Sand lizard), 2941 nucleotides. RefSeq names its product zinc finger protein RFP-like. Gene Ontology annotation, molecular function: protein binding; zinc ion binding. The transcript has 12 exons. NCBI's taxonomy places the organism in Eukaryota, Metazoa, Chordata, Lepidosauria, Squamata, Lacertidae. The record is from RefSeq and is a predicted model, not a curated record.
UUAACUCUUUCUGUGGCGCGAGGGAGCCAUGGCUGCUGCAGGGAGUCCCGUGCAAGAUCUCUGCGAUGAAGCCACUUGCUCCAUCUGCCUGGAGUAUUUCAAGGAUCCAGUGACCACCGCAGAGUGUGGGCACAACUUCUGCCGGUCCUGCUUGGUCCAGUGUUGUGGGGCGAGAGGCAGGCAGGCCUCCUGCCCUCAGUGCAGAGGAACAGUGCAGAAAAGGAAUCUCAUCCCAAACAGGCAACUGGCUCACCUUGUGGAAUUGAUCAAGAAGCUCAGUCUCGAAAGGGAUGAGGAGGGAGGACCAGAGGGGAGAGUCUGUGAGAAGCACCAGGAACCCCUGAGCCUCUUCUGUGAGGACCAUGAAAGUCCUAUCUGUGUAGUGUGUGACAAAUCCAAGAUGCAUGAAAAUCACAAGGUGAUUCCUCUGGAGGAGGCUUUCGAGAAGUACAAGGGACUCAUUUGCAGCCACCUGGAGAUUCUGAGGAAAGAGAAAGAGAAACUUCUGGCCUAUCAAGCAGACCUGGACAAGGAAGGCCAAGAACUUCUUAAAUUAACAGAAACCGGGAGGCAGAAGACAGUGGAGAAGUUCAGACAACUGCAAGAGUUUCUCAAAGAACAAGAAAAACACCAUCUGGAUCAUAUAGAAGAGGUGGAGAAGGAGAUUGCAAGGAAAAGGAACGAGCAGCUGGCCAGACUCUCCAGGGAACUCGCCUGUCUUGAAAAGGUGGUCAAGGAAAUGGAGGAGAAGCGUCUGCAGCCAGCAAAUGAACUCCUGCAGGAUGUGAGAAGCACCUUGCAGAGGUAUGAGAAAAGAGAGGCGUUGGUGAAUCCACUGGCUUUCCCUCCAGAGCUGAAGGGGAGAAUUUCAGAAUUCUGUGAUAUAAACCCUCUCCUGGAGGAUGUCAUGAAGCAAUUCAAAGGUAAUGAAAAAUGGCUUCAAGGGUUUUAUAUUGAGCAUAUAUUACAGGCAACAGCUAAUUUAUCAAAUGUCACUCUGGAUCCAGACACAGCCUAUCUCAGGCUCAUCCUGUCUGAGGAUCGGAAAAGUGUGAGAUUGGGAGAUAAUAGGCAAGCCCUGCCCGACAAUCCUGAGAGAUUCAACAAUUGUACUUCUGUGUUGGGACAACAGUGGUUUGCACGGCCCACUAUAGUGAACCUGCUGAUCCUGGAGCAGUUCCUGGCCAUCAUUCCUCACAAGCUGCGUCAGAGAAGAGGGUUAGAGAGUUGCAACCAAGACCUGGUCCUGGUGGAGGAUUUCCUGACCAGCCAUCGGAAAGCUGAGACGUGGAAGUGGCAGCAGCUGAAAACUGAGAAAACGAAACUUAACUCGGGUCUUUGACGCGAAGGAGCCAUGGCUGCUUCUGGGGGUCACAUCCAGCGUCUCCUUGAUGAAGCCACUUGCUCCAUCUGCCUGGAUUACUUCAAGGAUCCAGUGACCAUCCCAGAGUGUGGGCACAACUUCUGCCGAUCCUGUCUGAUCCACUGCUGGGGGGAAUCGGAGGCAGAGGUUUCCUGCCCUCAGUGCAGAGAAAGAGUCCAGAGAAGGAGCCUCAUCUCCAAUCGGCAACUGGCUAACAUGGUAGAAAUAGCCCAGAAUCUCAGCCUUCAAGAGGGGAAGGAGGAAGGAGGGAAAGGGAGAGUCUGCGAGAAGCACCAGGAGCCCCUGAAGCUCUUUUGCAAAGUCCACGAAGCCCCCAUCUGCCUGGUAUGUGACAAAUCAAAGGAACAUGAAAGUCACAAGGUGAUUCCUCUGGAGGAGGCUUUCGAGGAAUACAAGGGAGAGAUCUGUCACUGCCUGGAGAUUCUGAGGAAAGAGAGAGAGGAAAUUCUGGCCUAUCAAGCAGACCUGGACAAAGAAAGCAAAGACCUCCUUAAAUUAACAGAAACGGAGAGGCUGAAGACUGUGGAAAAGUUCAAAGAACUGCGCCAGUUCCUGGAAGAACAAGAAAAACGUGUGCUGAAUCAUGUGGAAGAGGUGGAGAAGGAGAUUUCCAGGAGAAGGGAUGAGCAGCUGGACAGACUCUCCAGGAAACUCUCCUCUCUUGAGAAGAUCAUCCAGGAGAUGGAGGAAAAGGGUCAGCAGCCAGCGAGUGAACUCCUGCAGGAUGUGAAAAGGACCUUGCAGAGUCCUCUCUUCUCCCCAACAGCAAAUGUCACUCUGGAUCCAGACACAGCCUAUCCCAAACUCAUCCUGUCCAAGGAUCGGAAAAGCGUGAGAUAUGGAGACAAAGAGCAAGUCCUGCCUGACAAUCCUGAGAGAUUCAACUACUGGCCUUGUGUGUUGGGACGUGAGGGAUUCACAGCAGGCAGACAUUUCUGGGAAGUCAAUGUGGGAAGUGGGGAAGGGUGGGAUGUGGGGGUUGCCAGGAAGUCUGUGAGGAGAAAGGGCGGCUUCUCCUUUAGGCCUGAGGAGGGGAUCUGGGCUGUGGAGAAGUCUGGAGGCAAGUACAGGGCCUGUACUUUCCCUCUUUCAUCUCUGUCCCUGAGUGAGGAUCCCAGGAGGAUCCGGGUGACUCUGGACUAUGAAGGGGGACGUGUGUCUUUUUCUGACGCUGACUCAGGAGCCGAACUCUACACGUUCUCAGGAGCUGCGUUCUCUGGAGAGACCCUCCUCCCUUGCUUUCAUCUGUGGGGGAAUAAAACCCACCUCAGUAUCUCAUGAGGAGACUAAAUCUGCCUCUCAGGCCCAGCAGGAGUUUCUCUCCAGACCAGAGGGACUAAUAUAAAAAAACAUUUACCAACCAAGAGAACGUUGGGCACUUUUUCAAGGGGACCUUUGAGAAGAUUCAUUCCAGUCAAAAUCAGCAGAAAUAACAAAACAAAAAUGGGUUGCUGUCCCUUUGCAUUUUCCUUCCUUUUCCCAGAAUUCCCUCUGCAGUUUACUUCUUAAAGAGACAGUCACACUUUUAGGAGUCCUGAUAAAUCUUCUCACCUUCAA